UUAUAACACGAUAAACUGCGUAGACGCAGAUUAUAGAAAAAAAAUAAGUGUAAGCACUAAGUGCUAGUGAAGUGAGAGACAUUAAUCAAAUCGACAAAAUGAAAACCGUAUUUUUGUUAUCGAUUCUGCUGAUUGGGAUCGCAAGAUCAAGUGAGAUUGAUAAUCAGUCACGGUCACCAACAGAAGAGACUCUCAAACGAGGUUUGAGCAGCAAAUGCGCGGCGCGGGAGACCUCAUCAUGCAUCGCUCACGAGCUGGUUGGUUACGUCGACAGGAUGCUCAGGACUGCCUCCUUCCAACUCAGCGAGGACGCCAUGAUUGUUGAUGAGAGCAACGGUGUAGCAGCUGAUGUACAAGUAAAACCAGAGACCCUAGCGCGAGCUGGUACCUCUUUGGAGGAUCAGGCUCAGCAGGUAAUUAGCGAGAAGCUAUGGCGCUUCGCUACCACCAGGUCGCUGAGGUACAGGCUGUUGGAGAAUGCUGACCUUGUCAUUUCUGGCAAAGAAGAAAAGGACGGAAGCCUCGGAGUUGGUAUUGCAUUGAAGGCACCGAAAGCUAUUGAAACUGGCAGAGGUCGUAACAAGAACUUGGGUCCAUUCUUAGCAGCAGCAGCUCUGAAAUUCGGUCUCCUUGGUGCAUUGACCUUCAAAGGUUUAACAUUAAUGGUAGGGAAGGCUCUCCUGAUCUCCAAGAUAGCUCUUCUGCUCGCCACCAUCAUAGGAUUGAAGAAAUUAUUCUCUCCUCAGCACGCUGGCAAUGCAUAAAUGCUCGGACAUCCCAAAACGGUGCGGACGAGUAAAGCCGAAACAUACAUUGUUACGUUAUUUUAUUACCCACCAAUAGCCAAUAUUAAUAAGCGGCUGCAGUUCAUGAAAUAGAUUAUAUUUAAAGGUGAUUAAAGAUACGAACACAAAAAAGAACUGAAAAUAACGAAGUUCUGGAUCAAUUUGUGAUCUAAUCAGAUCCUUUUAUAGUCAAGUCUGAUAUACCAUAGCUUUCUAUUGAAUUAACAUACAAAUGCAAGCGGUAUUAAGUUCAUCACAUUGUCAGUGAACUGAAAAUAGAUACAGAAACAAUAGCGCUAAAAAAAUAUUAUAUUAUAAUAAAUAUUAUUCAGUUCUCUGUCAAUAUUAUUUGUUAAUUUAAUAAUUAAAUAACACAACGUAUUAAUGUAAAUAACACAUAUUUAUUGUUUAGUUUGUAUGACCUUUGUACUAAGAUGUACAAUAAUGCUGAUUCCGCAUUUAGACAAACGACUGAGCAUUUGUCGGAAAUUGAAUAAUAAUAAUAUAUUUAAUUUAUUAAUUUAUUAUAAAUAU
Achroia grisella is the source of this 1319-nucleotide messenger RNA. RefSeq lists its product as uncharacterized. The transcript is spliced from 5 exons. NCBI's taxonomy places the organism in Eukaryota, Metazoa, Arthropoda, Insecta, Lepidoptera, Pyralidae. The coding region runs from base 99 to 764 and encodes 221 amino acids. The record is from RefSeq and is a predicted model, not a curated record.